Messenger RNA from Tetrahymena thermophila SB210, 1797 nucleotides. Its product is annotated as ABC transporter family protein. Gene Ontology annotation, biological process: translational initiation; translational termination; ribosomal subunit export from nucleus. Gene Ontology annotation, molecular function: ribosomal small subunit binding; iron ion binding; ATP hydrolysis activity. The transcript has 6 exons. The record is from RefSeq and is a predicted model, not a curated record. Lineage: Eukaryota; Ciliophora; Oligohymenophorea; Hymenostomatida; Tetrahymenidae.
AUGGAAGAGACAAAAUUGCGUAUUGCUAUCGUUAAUAAGGAUAAGUGCAAACCCAAAAAGUGUAAACAAGAAUGUAAAUCUGCUUGCCCUAUUAACAAAUCAGGCAAAUAGUGUGUUAUUGUUACUCCUAGUGAUAAGAUCAGCAAUAUUUAGGAAUCAUUAUGUAUAGGUUGUAAUAUGUGUGUUAAAAAAUGUCCUUUAUAGGCUAUCAAGAUUAUUAACUUGCCUAAGGAUAUGUCCAAGGAUUUGGUCCAUAGAUAUGGUCCUAAUACCUUCAAGUUACACAGAUUACCUACUCCUCGUGCUGGUUAGGUUUUAGGUUUAGUUGGUACUAACGGUAUUGGUAAAUCUACAGCUUUGAAGAUUUUAGCAGGUAAAGAAAUGCCUAAUUUAGGUCGUUUCGAUAACCCUCCUGACUGGAAAGAAUUACUUUAAUACUUCAGAGGUUCAGAAUUAUAAGGCUAUUUCACUAAGAUGCUUGAACAAGAAUUCAAGUCUUCAAUUAAGGUUUAAUACGUUGAUGCUAUUCCUAAGCACGUUAAGGGUGUUGUUGGUGAAAUCAUCAAGAAAAAAGAUACUAAGGGUAACUCUGAAAGAUUAAUAUAAGAAUUAGAAUUAUCUCAUUUACUUGAAAGAGAUAUUUCUUAACUUUCUGGUGGUGAAUUAUAACGUUUAGCUAUUUUGAUUGUUUGCAUCUAAAAUGUUUAGAUUUCUAUGUUCGAUGAACCUUCUUCUUAUUUGGAUGUAAAGCAAAGACUUAAAGCUGCCCAAGUUAUCAGAAGUCUUAUUGAUGAAAAGAAUUACAUUAUUUGUGUUGAACACGAUUUAUCCGUUUUGGAUUAUCUUUCUGAUUUCGUUUGCUGUCUCUAUGGUUCUCAAACUGCUUACGGUAUUGUUACUAUGCCAUUCUCUGUCCGUGAAGGUAUUAACAUCUUCCUUGCUGGUUUCAUCCCCACAGAAAAUAUGCGUUUCCGUGACUACGGUCUCAGUUUUAAGGUUGCUGAUAAUUUAGAACCUAUCGAUUUAAAGAAGAUGUCUCACUACACUUAUCCUGCUAUGGAAAAGCAAUAAGGUGCAUUCAAGCUCUCUAUCUGCCCUGGUGAGUUCAAUCAAUCUCAAAUCGUCGUACUUUUGGGUGAAAAUGGUACUGGUAAAACUACCUUCAUUAAAAUGUUAGCUGGUAAAGACCCUGCAGUUAAAGACAAAAUCCCUGAAUUAAAUGUUUCUUACAAGCCUCAAACUGUCAAUCCUUCCUUUGAAUCCAGUGUACGUGAUUUGUUAAACAUGAGAAUUCCUGGUGUUUACACUCAACCUGCCUUCGUUUCUGAUGUAACCAAGCCUAUGCUUCUUGAUGAUAUUAUUGAUAACUAAGUUCUUGAAUUGUCAGGUGGUGAAUUAUAAAGAGUUUGCAUUAUUUUAGCUUUAGGUAAGCCUGCUGAUGUUUAUUUAAUCGAUGAACCCUCUGCUUACUUGGAUUCUGAAUAGAGAAUUAUUGCUGCUAAAGUUAUUAAGAGAUAUAUUUUAAAUAGUAAAAAAUCUGCUUUCGUUGUAGAACAUGAUUUCAUUAUGGCUACUUAUCUUGCUGAUAGUGUCAUUGUUUAUGAAGGUACUCCUGGUAAAGAAUGUAAGGCUAACAGUCCUCAAAGUUUAGUAAGUGGUAUGAACAGAUUCUUAGAAAUUAUGGGUGUCACUUUCAGAAGAGACCCUUCAAACUUCAGACCUAGAAUUAAUAAAAUCGACUCAAUUUUGGAUAGAGAACAAAAGAUUGCUGGUAACUAUUUCUCCUUAGAAGAGUGA